Juglans microcarpa x Juglans regia is the source of this 1809-nucleotide messenger RNA. Its product is annotated as 5'-nucleotidase SurE-like. NCBI's taxonomy places the organism in Eukaryota, Viridiplantae, Streptophyta, Magnoliopsida, Fagales, Juglandaceae. The record is from RefSeq and is a predicted model, not a curated record. The transcript has 10 exons. The coding region runs from base 323 to 1480 and encodes 385 amino acids. Gene Ontology annotation, molecular function: nucleotidase activity.
AGUUGGAAACUUGUUGCAGAUGCUUCUCUUGCGGGUGCAGAGUGAGUGAUAAAGGUUGUAGGUAUCUGAAUCCGACAUUGACUCAUGGCAAAAGUUACACUAACUGCAACUACAAGUAAUCAUUCUCUCUCUUUCGAAAAUAACUCCGUUUGAAGCGGUCCAUCUAUUCUAUCCUUUGCACUUUCAGCGCUUUCUAUCCCUCCUCCUCUUCCUCCUCCUAAUUCCCCUGCAUCUCUCUCUAGGCUUUUGAUUCCAUUCGUCUAGACCCAAAAGAUCAUUCUCGCCCUCGCCCCUUUUCUAGAGAAUCUCUUGUGUCUAUCCUAUGACUUCGACUUCCGCGAAGAACAACUUAUUCCCUCCUGGUCUCGUCUCCAAUCUCCAACAAGUUCUCAGCAAGAAGAACAAUGAAGGCGAAGCCAACAGAGAAAGCGACCAAGCCAAAGACAACGUCGAAUCCACUGACCCAUCUGCUUCCACCUCGGAGGAGGCUAUAGACACUUCCAAGCCCAUUGUGCUGGUCACCAAUGCUGACGGGAUUGACUCCCCCGGCCUUGUGUACCUCGUUGAAGCUCUGGUUCGUGAAGGGUUAUACAAUGUCCAUGUCUGCGCUCCGCAAUCGGACAAAUCACUGUCGGGUCAUUCUGUGACUCUUGGAGAAACGGUUUCUGUGAGUUCUGCCGAGUUCGAUGGUGCCCCAGCUUUUGAAGUUUCAGGAACUCCUGUGGAUUGUGUCUCAUUAGCAUUAUCAGGGGCAUUAUUUUCUUGGUCAAAGCCUCUUCUGGUGAUUAGUGGAAUUAAUCGGGGACCAAGCUGUGGCCAUCACAUGUUUUACUCGGGUGUUAUUGCUGGAGCUAGGGAGGCAUUGAUAUGUGGUGUGCCAUCAUUGUCAAUAUCACUGAAUUGGAAGAAGGAUGAAAGUCAAGAGACUGAUUUUAAGGAUGCAGUUGCUAUUUGCUUACCUUUAAUAAAUGCUGCUACCAGGGAUAUUGAAAAAGGGCUUUUCCCCAAAAGCUGCUCUCUGAAUAUAGAGGUUCCUACUUCUCCUUCGUCAAAAAAGGGUUUCAAAUUGACCAAGCAAAGUAUGUGGAGAUCCACGCUUAACUGGCAGGCUGUUUCAGCUAACCGGUAUCCUGCUGGACAUUUCAUGUCCAAUCAACAGAGCCUUGGCAUUCAGCUUGCACAGCUUGGCCGAGAUGCCUCUGCUGCAGGUGCAGCUCGCCGUAUGACCACACAAAAGAAGAAUGUGGAGAUUGAAUCAAUUGGAGUUGCAGGAAAAUCUGAUUCCAACCGAGUGAAGAAGCACUUCCGGCUGGAGUUCCUGGAUAAGGAUCAGGAAGAGACUGAGGACGAUCUGGAUUUCAGAGCACUUGAAAGUGGAUUUGUUGCAGUAACUCCUCUUACUGUUUCUCCAUAUACUGAGAGGGACAUUCUAACAGCUGCCUCAGACUGGAUCUCUGCUGCACUUCAUGGAAAGCAAUAAAAGCUUCCUCAGUCCAGUAUGAUUAGUGUGCAUUUGGAAUUCUGAUGUAUAAAAACUCUUAUGGAUCUGCUGUUCUGAUAGUCUAGUCAUUAGUGAACAAUUUACUUGCUGGCUUUCUCCAUUGUUCUAAGUUCUUUAAUCUCUUAUUUCUGUUGUGAGAAGCAAACGCUUCCUGUCAUCUUUCUGACAUGUUUUAGAGUGUCUUUUUUUUUUUGGUUUUUUCUUUGUAACACAGUUGUCUUUUCCGUACCAAAAUUGUGGAUCAGCUUGUAAAUGGACGGUUUCUUCUGUCUGCUAGUUUCUGUUUAUAUAGUACACAGAUUGACUUU